Messenger RNA from Penicillium mononematosum, 252 nucleotides. RefSeq lists its product as uncharacterized. The transcript has 2 exons. Lineage: Eukaryota; Fungi; Ascomycota; Eurotiomycetes; Eurotiales; Aspergillaceae. Bases 1 to 252 code for a protein of 83 amino acids. The record is from RefSeq and is a predicted model, not a curated record.
AUGACUGCGGAUGUGCAAGUCAUUCGUACCCCCGUUCACGGGUGGUACGAAGGGGGUUAUCUUGAGGUUGCGGGUGACCCCCGCGUUCGGUUCUUUUUUUUCCCUUUCACACCUUUCCUCUCCGGGUGCCUUAAAGUAGUAACCCCGCUGCAUUUGUUGCGUUGUGUCCGUAUCAUUCCUGAGUUUGGAAUUGGUUGUUUGACGAACAUGGAUUGCGAUCUGCUUUUCAUGCCAAAGUUUCAGGUUAAAUAG